UCUCUUCAAAAUGUUAUUUGUUUUUGUUUUCUAAUCGCCAUUAAGUGUCAAAGUUAUUAGAGAUUCGUUACGACCGAAAAAUGCAACUUCAUUCGAUCAAUCUACAGAGUAUUGUCCAUUGACCAUUUCAGCUAUUUCAUUCACUGAAUUCCCCCCACUCUUGCACCUCCUCAUAGUAACGAAAUUCCUGAGAAGGUUAUGUACAUGUCAUGUUCUAUAUAAACCCUCCGAGGGGGAAAAUACCUUUAUACAUCACAGAAGAAUGUGUUACUAAUCGUAUGCAGUAUCUGGACCUCCUGUACAAUAAACAAGAAUGCAAGUUCAAUGGAAAAUUUCAAUAUUUGUUGGAGGAUUCUCCCUAUGACAACAUUGGCCACUUCACACUCAGACUAUUAGCAUCAACAGCCCCGGAAUCAUGGAACCACUGGUUGACACGUGAGUGUCUCCUCCUCCGACAUCGUCUGAAUCAUUUAUUACCGCGACAACUCCACAGAUUAUUCCGAAAUAUUCAGCGACGUUCAAAGAAUUAUGAUCGUCAUGAAACAUCAUGCAUCAGGCUAUCAUUAAUAACACUGUCAGCGCAUUUUCUGCGUCCCGAUGUAUUCAGGCACAUCAUCUCCAAUGAGCACACAACAGCCUGUGAUUUAUUCACUUUCAAAGUUAUGUUUACUGCGGUGCCUGAUCUAGUCAAAGCAAGAAAAUUGCCCCUCGAAAGGGGCCAGUGCAUCGUCAACUGCUCAACAUGGAAAAUAGUCCUGGAGUCAUUAUUUCAUCGGCUAAUCCAGCUCGAAUACAAUAUUCAUAAGUCUGAUAUGCAAAACGCCGUGAAAUUGGAUCCACGACUGCAGCUGAUGAGCCAAAGACUGAUAAAGUCAAUAUUGACACCGAAAAUCGAAUCGACGGCAAACAUAACAGCCUCGUGCAUCGACGACGAGGCGAGAAAAUUUCCUCCUUGCAUGAGACACUUGCACUUGGUUCUCAGGCAAAAGCAUCGACUUAGUCAUCACGCACGCUUCUAUUACAGUCUAUUUUUGAAAGACUGUGGUAUGAAUUUGGAGAAUUCCAUAAUCUACUGGAGAGAUGAGUAUUCUAAGCCGCAUAUUUGCCAGAGUGGCUGCACUCACAAGUGGCAGGAGAAUGAGAAAAAAUUUAUUUACAGUAUUAGACAUCUGUAUGGACUGGAAGGGGCAAGAGCUGAUUAUGCCUCACCGAAUUGCCAGACGAUACUCAGUGCUGAUCCUGGCCCGAGGUAUGAAGGAGGUUGCCCCUUUAAAAUUUUAGAUAUUGAACAGUUGAAGGGGGUUUUUAACUCUUGUCUGAUUGACGAAGAUAUCCAAGAGGAAUUAAUUAGAUUGAAGGGCAUAAAUAUAGGGGCCGCCUGUGGAUUAUUUCUGAAGGUGACUAAUGACGAUAAGAAUGAUAUUGUUAUUCAAAGUCCCGUAGAAUAUUAUACCCAUGUUAAAAAUCAUGUAUGAAAAAAACUGCUUUAUUGUUAUUUCACAUUGUUGUUAUUAUAAGUUUUGAAUAAAUAAUUAAUUUAUC
Diachasmimorpha longicaudata is the source of this 1542-nucleotide messenger RNA. RefSeq lists its product as uncharacterized. Gene Ontology annotation, biological process: DNA replication, synthesis of primer; DNA replication initiation. Bases 210 to 1475 code for a protein of 421 amino acids. Gene Ontology annotation, cellular component: alpha DNA polymerase:primase complex. Lineage: Eukaryota; Metazoa; Arthropoda; Insecta; Hymenoptera; Braconidae. The record is from RefSeq and is a predicted model, not a curated record. The transcript is spliced from 4 exons.